AUAAACAUGAGUCUGAAAAUUGAAGCUGAAACAAAAGUUAGUUCUGAUCCCUGCGUAUUAGCAUUUGACGGCAACUUGUAUAUUGGAACUGAAGAUGGCUAUAUCCAUUCCUUCGACAACAAACUGAGCCCCGUUGCAUCAUGGCCAGCGCACGCAGUACAACUGUUCGCCCUAGCGGCGGGCGGCGGCGCCGUCUACUCCAGCUCGAACGAUGGCACCAUCAGAGUAUGGUCUGCGAAAGGAGACAAGAUUACCGAAAUACCAAUGCCUGGCGCUGAUGUUAGCGUGCUACAUGUCUCUGGUAACGAGUUGUACACGGGCGAUGAAGCAGGGACUGUAAAAGUGUACGAGAAUAAUACUGAAAAAGCCAUGUACAACGUGUUAGAAGAAGUAAAAGAUCUCGCACUGAGCGUACCAUUUAUGUUUACCGUUCGAGAUCUGGAUGUAACAGUCACUGAAAUCAAGCCUGAUGAAUCCAGAACUCGAUUUGUUACGCGGCAUACUAUGGAGGGUCGCGCUCCGUUGAGAGUAGCUGGUCCACAUCUUCUCUGCAUGGCGAGAGGGGGAAACAAUCUUGCCCUACACGACUCGUCUGUGGCUACCGUCUUCAAGAAAAAGCAUGAAGUUAAGGUUAGUGACAUGAUUGUAACAAGUCUGGCAGUCUCUGGUGAUUAUGCUUGGACUGGAGGCUGGGACGGCGUCAUACGACGAUGGAAAAUUACUACCGACCAAUUGGAAGAUUCUGGAUCAUUAGAACUUGGUGCUUGCAUCAAUGGAUUGGCAGCUUCACAAGUCAGUGUGUUUGCUAUUGUGGCAGGAGGGAGGGUGGUGUGUGUAAAAGGAGCAUAGAUCAACAAUACCUUUGAAAUAACACCUCAUGCCUUUAUAUGUAUAAAUGUAUUUAAAUUUCCCUGUGACUUUUUGGCUGUCAAUAGAAUAUAGGUACUUAGGCCAAUAAAGUUUUAGGUGAUUA
Cydia strobilella is the source of this 973-nucleotide messenger RNA. RefSeq lists its product as uncharacterized. Gene Ontology annotation, molecular function: protein binding. Lineage: Eukaryota; Metazoa; Arthropoda; Insecta; Lepidoptera; Tortricidae. The record is from RefSeq and is a predicted model, not a curated record. The coding region runs from base 7 to 849 and encodes 280 amino acids. The transcript is spliced from 5 exons.